CGUCCCGUGCGCGCCCACCAGGCGCCGCGCCCGCUCGCGGCGGGGACCCGGCCGGUGCGCGGCAGACCUCCGGCCCCGCGGCGGCGCCUCUCGCUGCCCGCUCCGUGCCGGGCCCGGCGGGCGGCGCUGCCCGCUCCGGGGCGAUGCGCUGAGCGCGCCGAGGGCCGAGCUCUGGGACGACGGCGGCGGGUGGAGCCGAGCCCAUGGAGCCGGCGGGUACCCGGCGGAGCCGGCGGACGCCGCCGCCGCUGCUGUUGCUGCCGUUGCUCGUGCAGGUGGCGGGGCCGGCGGGCGCCCUGGCCGAGACCCUGCUGGACGCGCCGCGGGCCAUGGGCACCAGCUCCAGCCCGCCCAGCCCCGCGAGCGUGGUGGCUCCGGGCACGACGCCGUUCGAGGAGAGCCGACUGCCCGUGUUCACCCUGGAUUACCCCCACGUGCAGAUCCCCUUCGAGAUCACCCUGUGGAUCCUGCUGGCCUCCCUGGCCAAGAUCGGCUUCCAUCUGUAUCACAAGUUACCCACCAUAGUGCCUGAGAGCUGCCUCCUCAUCAUGGUUGGACUUCUGCUGGGUGGGAUUAUUUUUGGAGUGGAUGAGAAAUCCCCCCCGGCCAUGAAGACGGAUGUGUUUUUCCUGUACCUCCUCCCCCCCAUCGUGCUCGAUGCGGGCUAUUUCAUGCCCACCCGCCCGUUCUUCGAGAACAUUGGCACCAUCUUCUGGUACGCCGUGGUCGGAACGCUUUGGAAUUCCAUCGGCAUCGGGGUGUCUCUGUUUGGGAUCUGCCAGAUCGAAGCCUUCGGCCUGAGUGACAUCACUUUGCUCCAGAACCUGCUCUUUGGCAGCUUAAUCUCGGCUGUGGACCCCGUGGCCGUGCUCGCCGUCUUCGAGAAUAUCCACGUCAACGAGCAGCUCUACAUCCUGGUCUUUGGGGAGUCCCUGCUGAAUGAUGCCGUGACAGUGGUCUUGUACAACCUGUUCAAGUCUUUCUGUCAGAUGAAGACCAUCGAGACCAUCGACGUGUUUGCCGGAAUCGCCAACUUCUUCGUCGUGGGGAUUGGCGGGGUGCUGAUUGGCAUCUUCCUGGGCUUCAUCGCCGCGUUCACCACUCGCUUCACACACAACAUCCGCGUGAUCGAGCCGCUCUUCGUCUUCCUGUACAGCUAUCUGUCCUACAUCACAGCCGAGAUGUUCCACCUGUCAGGCAUUAUGGCAAUCACAGCCUGUGCAAUGACCAUGAAUAAGUACGUGGAAGAAAACGUGUCCCAGAAAUCCUACACGACCAUCAAGUAUUUCAUGAAGAUGCUGAGCAGCGUCAGUGAGACCCUGAUCUUCAUCUUCAUGGGCGUGUCCACCGUCGGGAAGAACCACGAGUGGAACUGGGCCUUCGUCUGCUUCACCCUGGCCUUCUGCCUGAUCUGGAGGGCGCUGGGUGUCUUUGUCCUGACUCAGGCCAUUAACUGGUUCCGGACCAUCCCGCUGACCUUCAAGGACCAGUUCAUCAUUGCCUACGGUGGGCUCCGCGGGGCCAUCUGCUUCGCGCUGGUGUUCCUCCUUCCUGCCGCCGUGUUUCCCCGGAAAAAGCUGUUCAUCACGGCGGCAAUAGUGGUCAUAUUUUUCACUGUCUUCAUCCUGGGAAUAACUAUCCGACCGCUGGUGGAGUUCCUUGAUGUUAAGAGGUCCAAUAAGAAACAGCAAGCUGUCAGUGAGGAAAUCCAUUGUCGGUUUUUUGAUCACGUGAAGACUGGGAUUGAAGAUGUUUGCGGACACUGGGGUCACAACUUUUGGAGAGACAAGUUUAAGAAGUUUGAUGACAAGUACCUGCGGAGGCUUUUGAUUCGGGAGAACCAACCCAAGUCAAGCAUUGUGUCUCUAUAUAAAAAGCUUGAAAUAAAACAUGCCAUUGAGAUGGCAGAGACGGGAAUGAUAAGUACUGUCCCUUCUUUUGCAUCUCUGAAUGACUGUCGUGAAGAAAAAAUAAGGAAGCUCACACCUGGUGAAAUGGAUGAAAUUCGAGAAAUAUUAUCAAGAAAUCUCUAUCAGAUCCGUCAGCGAACUUUGUCCUACAACCGACACAAUCUGACUGCCGACACGAGUGAGAGGCAAGCCAAGGAGAUCCUGAUCCGGCGAAGGCACAGCCUUCGGGAAAGCAUUCGGAAGGACAGCAGCUUGAAUCGGGAGCACAGGGCUUCCACCUCAACCUCCCGAUAUUUAUCCUUACCAAAAAAUACAAAGCUUCCAGAAAAGCUACAAAAGAAAAAGAAUAUUUCUAAUGCAGGUGGCAACAGCAGCGACUCAGACCCAGACGUCGGGACCACCGUCCUCAAUCUGCAGCCCCGAGCCAGGCGCUUCUUGCCAGAACCGUUCUCCAAGAAAGCCCCCCAGGCCUAUAAAAUGGAAUGGAAGAACGAGGUAGAUGCUGAUUCCGGGCAAGGGCAGCCCUGCAGCUCCCCAGCUGCCCACGGCAAAGAGGGGGGCCCCCAGGCCCCAGGCGUGCUCUGCCAGCCCCUCCUCUCCAAAGGCCCCUUUGGCUCCGUGUGGGGUGACCCUAUGAACGAAGGCAUCCGACCCAAGGCGCCACCUAGGUUGGUCCGAAGGGCAUCAGAACCUGGAAACCGGAAAGGUCGAUUCGGGAGUGAGAAGCCUUAAUGGAAAUGGCCAAAGCAGACCUGGGGGGCCCGGCCCUGCCCAGCUGUGGCUGCUUACCCGGCAACCUGACACAGCAAGGGAAUCCACUUCCAACCCUCUGUGCAUCUAAGUACUGUCCUUGGGUGGCAGAGCCAUGCCUUUGAUCCAUGGGGCGAAUGCUUAUCCCAAGAAGAAGAAAAUCAAACAAGCAAAAGCCCCAUAAAAUGUCUCAUAUGACCCGUUGCUAGCAGUUGUAUUCUUUGCAAGCCUGAAGAAAAAAAAGCCACGUGUGCCUUUAUUGAACUUGAAGGACAGAACUUGAAAUUUUUAACACACCCUUGUUGGUGAAAGUUUUAAUAUAUACAUAUAUGCCUCAGAUUUUAUUUAUGAAAAAAAAAUGUAUAUCUGUAAUUAGUUUUUCAGUGAACGGCACUAAAAAUACUCAGAACACCUUUGCAUGGCAUCCAGGGCAGCUCCUAGAGGAUGGGGGGAGGGCAUCAGCUCGGGGUGGAGGUGUUUCCUGAUCCUGAGCUGAUGCCAGUUGGUUAAGGAAAAGCACAGCACGGAGCAGGGACCCCUGAGGACGGCAACAGCCAGAGCAUCUAGGCAGAACCUCGUGGCCUGGCUCCCAGAGUGUAGCGCCUAUGAAAUAAUGAGAGUCAGGUGGUUUUCAAUUUGUUCCUCGUCUGCUGCGUGUUUUGGGUGACAUCUAGAUUCCAUCUCCCCGUCGUGUUUAAAUGGUACAAAGAGAAGGGCUGUGUGGGUGAAACCAGCUUAUGCUGUAUGCCAGACUCAGAGCCAGCUUGGGAUGAAGUUUGGUCUCACGUGGUGGGUGUGGAGAUGACAGGGCGGCGCCUGCGCAGCUGGCUGCCGGGUUUUAUGUUGUGCAAUACUGGGAGGAGGAUGCAGGAGAUCCCGUCACGCCCACCCGCAGCCACCUGCUUUAGACCUUUCCUGUAGCACAUUCUAGAACUUUGAAUCCAGGACAGAGGCUCCAAGCAGACAAAGAUAAAAGUAGGGAUAAACAAUAUUCCAAUGUUUAACAAAUUGGUGAGAAUUCAGGUUUUGAAUUUUAUGCAGGAAGCACUUUGGAGAAUGUGGGAGUUCUCUUUUUUUUGCACUAGUCAGUCUGUAAUUUGUUACCUCUCCCCCCCCUCAAGAAAGUAGUAGCUCAAAUUCUUCAUCUAAAAACGAAUUCUACUCAUCUGAGUACUUUUUAAAAGUACAGCAGAAAGACAAGAAGUGGAACAUAAUCAUUAAAGAUUAAUAUUGGAAUCUCUCAGACUAUAGAUUUUAUUGGCCUGUCACUUUUCCCAGAAAAACCCCCUCUUUAAAACUUGACUAGAACAAGACUCAAAAUUUCUGGGUUUAGAUAUGAGACGAAGCCACUCAUGUAGUCCCUUGGAUUCACACUGGAGAUACAGCAAAGGAGACAAGUGACCACAUACAAUUGCUGGAAAAAUAUGAAUAAAUUAAACAAAAAGAUCCGGUACUUAGAAAUCCUCAGUCGUAAAUCUUAUCCCUUCCUUCUUCCUCCACCAACGUGAAGUCAAUCUUCUACCUUUUUUUCUCAUGUUCUAAAAUCUGGGAAUACUGCUAGAUUGUUGGGCGUGAGACAGAGGGAAGGGUAAACACACAAGGUACAAGUUCAAAAGUGCACGAUUUCUUUCCCAAACUCUCCCAGGUUGAUCAGUGGAAAGCAGUGUAGACGUAAUUUGAAAACUACAAGUUUAGGACCCUGUGCCAAAAUUCUUAAUUUUAAAUGGAAAUAUUUAUAUAUAAAAUAUAUAUAUGUAUUUCAUCUGCUGGAAAUAAAUUAAAACUGACUUUUCAUUUAGAAUUUUCAUUAUAGGACUAUGAUUCAUCCAGAGAUGUGAUGUAUAUUUUUGAGAGUUUGAAGACUAAGUGACAGUUUAUGAAAUCUGAAAAGGAAGGCUGAAAUGUAAAAUGAUCUUAAAAAUGAAUUUCCUGAUUUUUCUUGGUGUCCUAGAUUAAUAAAUAUUAGAAGGAGUCUAACGUUCUGGAACGGAAGGAGAAAAACAUGGAAAUGUUUAUUAUGAUACUUCUUGUUAAGCACGCAGACCAAAUUCAGCUUUCACCAAUUAAAAGUCAGGUAAAACACUUGGAUGACAUUGUGUAAAUUUCUAAAAAGGAACACUUAUGUCAUUUCAUCUUUAUUAUCAGUUUAAAUUUUUCCUUAUCUGUGGAAUGAUAAAAUCGAUGAAAAAGGAAUUUGACUUUAGUUUUUUCUCUGUACCUUCUUUUUAUGAAAUUAUUAAUUUCUAGACACUACAGGAGGAGAGGGUAUGGAGUUGAAACCCUUUAACUAAAUGUCACAACAAUCUAAAUUUCUGCAGUACAGAAACAUCCCUGCCCUUGUAAAUGAUUCCCUUGUUUCAGACAACACUUGAUCCGGCCAAGGUUCCAAUGUGACUGUGGAAUUUUGAUGGGUCUUUAAUAUCUGUUGUAAAAAAAGUUGAUUUGAACUGUUUACAAAGUCAGGGCUUAUUUCUUUAUAUGUGACGCUAAGGCCGAUUACUGGGAGCAGUUAUGUCAGUUAGCAAACGAUUAGAAAUCGGCCCCGAAGUCUGACACUUUUUAGAAACAUGCGUUUGCUGUAUAUGCCCCCAAACAUUCAGGGUGAAAUUCCCUUCGGCUUUUGCUAAGUUUUGGAGUCGGGGUGUACUGUUUUAUCUGGGGUGGGGCAUGUUUGUUUAUAUAAGAAGCGAGAAGCAGUUAUUUAUUACGUGUCUCAGCACAUUUUGCAUCUGUUGCAUUGCCCAAAUCAUGUUUAUGUUAAAACUGGAAUUUCACAAACGAGUAUGAGAACUAUUUUAUUAGUUCCUAGUGCAUACUUUACUCUUUCAAGAGUGAUUGAAGGGUUUCUUUGUGCAGUUGAAGUAGCUGUGACAUUAUCUGUUGAGGCCUGAACACUGAAUAUUGAUUCCCUUCAUCAGCUUGAACAAGUCAGGCUCAUGAAUCAGAACUGUCUGGUGAUCUGGGGUUUUCUGGUUCGUUUUUUUUUUCUCCACUCUUAGAGCAAAAUGGGUAGUUUGCUGGGUUUUUUGUUUUGUUUUUUUUUGAUGUGAACCAUUUUUUUAAAGUCUUUAUUGAAUUUGUUACCAUAUUGCUUCUGUUUUAUAUUUUGGUUUUUUGGCGGCAAGGCAUGUGGGAUCUUAGCUCCCUGACCAGGGAUUGAACCCACACCCCCUGCGUUGGAAGGCAAAGUCUUAACCACAGGACCGCCAGGGAAGUCCCAGCUUGCUGGUAUUUUAUAUCCCACAUUUUAACCAGGUCCUUUCUUUAACCUACCUGUAAGGCAAGUGAGAGCCCCAGCUGGUAACUGCUGCCUGGCAGGGACCAUAGCUCUCGUCCACGAGAAGUGACAAGAAAUGACAGCUCCCUUUGGAAUUUUUCCCAAUGUCAUUCACUCCCCACGUGGCUGGCACCCUCAGACGGUCGGUCAGCAGAUGGUGGCCAAAUACCCACAUGGUUGGUUAGUUGUUGAGUGUUUUCAGUGUUCCGCUGGCACAUCAUUUUCCAAUCCCUUUUAUAUUUCUAGUUUUCUACAAUUUUUUUUCAAAUAAAGUUCUACUUGACUAUACCUCUCAGAAUAGUCAAUAAACUGUGGGUCAGUUCUCAUACCGUUCUGGUCAGGUAAUGAGUUCUUCUGUGUGCAGAGUUAACCUAGCUACUGUAAAUGGACGGUCACGUUUCAACCCGCAUGGCGUAUUGAUUCUUUUGGAUGGCUCGGGACCUUUCAGUCUGUCACAGAGGUUUUAUGAGGACCCAUCAUCCUCGUAUUGUAGGGUGGAGAAAAUCCCUCUGUGAGAUGCCCGGCCGACUUAAUGCUGGACAUACUGGUGGUGACUUUUCUGAUUUUCACUUCUGUAACGAAAUACUUUGAAUUAAAUAUUCAAAUGUGUUCCCCUUUUUUAUUUCAUUGGGUCCUGCUGAGCCCUAAGUACAAGCGGUAACUGAGCUUCUAAUUUAAACGAGGCCUCCAGUUACAGUAUCUGUGCCAAACAGAAAUUUUACGUGUGUACGCUGACAAAGGAGCGCUUCUCCUGGUUUCUGCGAAAUGUCGUACAGAAGUUUAAAAUAUUAAGUUACAUGGAAACGUAUAGUUAAUCACUAUGGAGAAAAUAAUACAUCACAUGAAACCAGGAAAGCCCCAGAAAUUCCAACUUUUAUAUUUAUACAUCAAAACCAUUCUCAUUUGUACUAAAUGGGGUCAUGAGAGCUGGAAUUUGUGAAAGAAGAAUUUUUAAGAGUAUUAAAGUAGUUUCAGGGCCUUCCCUGGUGGCGCAGUGGUUGAGAAUCCGCCUGCCGAUGCAGGGGACACGGGUUCGAGCCCUGGUCUGGGAAGAUCCCACAUGCCGCGGAGCAACUAAGCCCGUGCGCCACAACUACUGAGCCUGCGCUCUAGAGCCCGCGAGCCACAACUACUGAGCCCAUGUGCCGCAACUACGGAAGCCCACGUGCCUACAGCCCAGGCUCCACAACGAGAGAAGCCACUGCAAUGAGAAACCCGCACACUCCAACGAAGAGCAGCCCCCGCGCUCCGCAACUAGAGAAAGCCCGCGCGCAGCAACGAACACCCAA
Physeter macrocephalus (sperm whale) is the source of this 7226-nucleotide messenger RNA. It is a transcript of the gene SLC9A2, whose product is annotated as solute carrier family 9 member A2. Gene Ontology annotation, cellular component: plasma membrane. The transcript has 12 exons. Bases 204 to 2642 code for a protein of 812 amino acids. Lineage: Eukaryota; Metazoa; Chordata; Mammalia; Artiodactyla; Physeteridae. The record is from RefSeq and is a predicted model, not a curated record. Gene Ontology annotation, biological process: regulation of intracellular pH; sodium ion import across plasma membrane; potassium ion transmembrane transport. Gene Ontology annotation, molecular function: sodium:proton antiporter activity; potassium:proton antiporter activity.